This is a messenger RNA of Sus scrofa (pig), 12350 nucleotides long. It is a transcript of the gene AP5M1, whose product is annotated as adaptor related protein complex 5 subunit mu 1. Lineage: Eukaryota; Metazoa; Chordata; Mammalia; Artiodactyla; Suidae. Gene Ontology annotation, biological process: endosomal transport. Gene Ontology annotation, cellular component: lysosome; AP-type membrane coat adaptor complex; cytosol. The record is from RefSeq and is a predicted model, not a curated record.
GGGCCCGGAGGAGGUGAGCAGCGGGCAAGCCGCGGAGGCUCGUCGCGCGGGCGAGUGAGGAACCUUGAACCUUACGGGCCACCGUCCCGGAAGUGGACUAAAGAGGAAGAAAGUACUUGGGUUGCUAGGGAUAAAUAAGUUUCUGAAGAUUUUCACUGCGGAAUUGCAGAAUUUUGGGGGCGUGUGUUGGCCAGGAGGGACUCAGAGGUUUUAGUCACUUCACCUGAAGGAACUAGUUUCCCUGAUGAGCCCGACCUUUUUGUGAAUGCGUGAACCUCAGGGCUUUUGGUAAGAGUACGCCUGAGAAAGCCGGUCUGCGCUCUUCCUCCGUGGCCACCUUAGAGAUGAACUGAUGCCUUAGUGGUUUAUCAUGGCCCAGCGGGCAGUGUGGCUUAUAAGCCACGAACCAGGAACUUCACCAUGUGGCACCAUCAAAUUCUCCAGGCGAUAUCCAACUGUUGAAAAAAGAGCCAAAGUCUUCAAUGGAGCAAGUUAUGUGCCUGUUCCUGAAGAUGGUCCCUUCCUUAAAGCACUGCUUUUUGAACUGAGAUUAUUGGAUGAUGAUAAAGACUUUGCAGAGAGUCGUGAUAGCUGUUCACACAUCAGAAAAACAUCCAUUUAUGGACUCCCAGUAGGAAGUGAAGAACUCUGGCCAGUUGUUGCUUUUCUGAAGAAUGGCAUGAUAUAUGCUUGUGUUCCACUGGUUGAACAAACUUUAUCCCCUCAUCCACCAUUAAUUAGUAUUUGUGGAAUUUCACAAGGUUUUGAACUUCUUUUUGGGUUACAGGAUUUUCUUUACUCAGGUCAAAAAAAUGACACUGAUGUAAAUACAAAAGUGAGCCAGUUGCCGGACUUGCUUCUACAGUCUUGUCCAUUUGGUACUUUGUUAGAUGCCAACUUACAAAAUUCAUUGGAUAGUAUUAAUUUUACUUCUGUUACUCAUCCACAAAAACAGCCAGCCUGGAAAGCUGGAAUGUACAAAGGAAAACCACAGGUUUCUAUUUCUAUCACUGAAAAGGUAAAAUCCAUGCAAUAUGAUAAACAGGAUAUAGCAGAUACAUGGCAAGUCGUUGGAGCUGUCACUUGCAAGUGUGAUUUAGAAGGAAGUAUGCCAAAUGUUACCAUCAGCUUGAGUCUCCCCACCAAUGGAUCUCCACUUCAGGAUAUUCUGGUCCAUCCUUGUGUGACAUCCCUUGACUCUGCCAUUCUGACUUCUAGUAGCAUUGAUCCAAUGGAUGAUUCUGCAUUUAGUGGACCUUACAAAUUUCCACUCACUCCACCUCUAGAGUCAUUCAACUUAUGCUACUACACUUCCCAGGUCCCUGUCCCACCAAUUUUGGGUUUUUAUCAAGUGAAAGAGGAAGGAGUACAACUGAAAAUAACAGUUAAUUUAAAACUUCAUGAAAGUGUGAAAAACAGUUUUGAAUUCUGUGAAGCUCAUAUACCUUUUUAUAAUAGAGGUCCAAUCACACAUGUGGAAUACAAAGUUAGUUUUGGCCAGAUUGAAGUAUUUCGAGAGAAGAGCUUAUUGGUCUGGAUUAUUGGACAGAAGUUCCCCAAAUCAAUGGAAAUUAGUCUUUCUGGAACUGUAACUUUUGGAGCCAAAAGCCAUGAAAAGCAGCCAUUUGACCAUAUUUGCAUUGGAGGUACAGCAUAUUUAAAGCUUCAUUUUAGGAUCUUAGAUUACACACUCACUGGGUGUUAUGCGGAUCAGCAUUCAGUUCAGGUUUUUGCAUCAGGAAAACCAAAAAUAAGUACACACCGGAAACUGAUUUCUUCCGACUAUUACAUCUGGAAUUCUAAAGCUCCUGCUCCAAUAACAUAUGGAUCAUUAUUGCUAUGAUUGUCUCAUGUUAAAUAGGAUAUAUACAAUAUAAAUUAAAUCAGUCUUUUAUUUUUAAUGUGAAUUCACAUAACCUAUGAGUGAACAUCAUUGAUUUAAUUAUAAAAUGCUCUUGUUUAGUGUUUUUAGUCUGACUUGGUUUGAAAGAAUAUUUUAAAGACUAAUAUAUCCAGUUAUGUUACCCUUUUAUUUUACUCAGGUAUGAUUCAGGGCAUAAAAUGUAGUGAUUCACCUUCAUCUUAUUUUAUACUAGCCUGGGUCAUGCUGCCCCACCCAUUUUCCUUCCUGCCCCUGUGGCAGACAUGGCUAAUCAAUCAUAGCCCUCUUUCUCCACUGAGCCUUCCUGGAUAUGGGCUGAAACUGCUUCUCAGUGCAGAGCUGCAAGCAGCCACUCCCAGUGGAUUGUAGAUGACUUGCAAGAUAAAAACUAUUUGCUCUUCCAAACCAAAGUAAUAACUGCUAGUAUAAUGUGUUGUUACAGAAUUCCAAGAACCACAUUACAAUUAACUGUGAAUCUCUUGAGAAAAUGAAGGAAAAUUGUUUAAAUAGUAACCAGUUUUUAAUCAGAACUACCCUACUAACUGAUAAAGAGUCUGUGUAUGUCUGUUUAAGGUGUUCAUCUCUGUUCUAGAGUUAAUUUUCAAGCAAAGUUAUUAUUAAUCUGCUACGGUAACAUUUUGUUUAAGAUGUCAGUAAGCAAAUUAAGAGAGAUGAGAUACCCUCAGAAGAUGAGUAAGCAUAGUGUUUUGUGACGACUGAAUAUCUGCAGCCAAAAUUCUAAAAAUAAAUUUAGAUAUAAUACUGGUUUUUCUCUGUUUUAUUAUAUAAUCCUUUAAUGAAUGAAUUCAGGUAAAAAUUCAAAAGCUAUCCUAUGGAUAGAGAGUGUCACUUAAUCUUAUUUCAGUUUCAUGUACCACGUUUUCUUUAAAUUUGUCACUUUUGCUUCCUCAUUGGCAUGUUCUGGGUUUCCUUAGGCCCCAUCCAGUCAUAUUUAUUCUCUUUUUACCUUUACAAUUAUAUGUCACAUUCUGUUUUCAAAGUACUUGAUUGUCAGGUUGGACUUUAAAUGGCCAUUCAAGAAAAGAUGAAAUCUCAAGAUCCUCAAAACUUAAUCCAUAUCAAGUUUCUUUUUACAGAACAGAAUUAGAAAAGUUAUAAAAAAUAUGCAUUACAGAUUAAUAUUCAAUUAAAUUAUAUCUUGGCUUCUGGGUUUUUUAUGAGUGUCUUUAGGAGAAGCUUAGAAAAAGCUGCUAACUUCUUAAAAGAGAGCUAUGAUAGUUUCAAAGGAGAUUGCAUAUAAAUUUAGGAUUUGAAACAUGAUUUUUUUUAAUUAAGUUCAAUCCUACUCAUUAUAAACUGAUUUUCUGCAAGGCAUUAUCAUGGCAUAAUGUCCUAUGUUCAAAAUUAUCACAAGUAAUGAAGAAAAUAGAAUAAUUUCCAGAUCAGGACUUUAACUUGUUAUUCUAGCUUAAUCAUAGCUAAUCAGUAGUAAAAACUUUCCUUUGGAAAGAAGAACAAAAUGAUUCCCUUAAUUUUUUUUUGAUCUCUCUUAAACUCAAGGAAAGCUUAACAUUUCACUUAUAUUCAUAUUAAUGGAGCCAUUUGGACAUCUUGAUUACAUAAAUGUUUCACAAAGUACAUUAUGGUAGGUAAGAAGCAUUUAUCUAGUGAGUAGGCUGAGAUUCAGUAUACUAAUCCCCUAGGCAAAACUUUCUUUAUAAGCAAUCAGAAAAACCAGUGAAUCUUUGAUUUGACAUUUCUAGAAAGCUGAGGAAAAAAAGAGUACUGGAAAAGUACAGGGGCAUGGGGAACCUGAUGCCAUCUGUGGCCAUUCCAUUCUAACAUAACGCUACAGAACUAAAACCAACCAUGUUUUCAUCCUGUUGAGAUCAGCUGGGCACACUGUGAUGCUUUUGAUUUUGUCUAGAAAGCUGUCACUUCAGGAUAAUUUCUGAAGACAAAGUCUGCUUCCCGUUUGGUAGGUGACCUGUUUAAUGUUUUCUCUGUGUCUGGGAACUCCUUAGUGUAAUUAGCGACCUUUGAACUCCACAACUAAUCCUGAGCUAUUUUGUAUUCCUUACUCAUCUUUAAGGCUGGACCUUUCUUUUCUUCAGAGUCCGCUGCCACAAUUAAAGAAGAAACAGCUGCAUUUCAAAGGGAUUCCGAUUCCAGAAGCUUAAUCGUGAUUGACAUGUUCUUAUUCUAAGCUAUAAGACACUCUAAGAGUCCUUUCUUGGGUUAAAACUUCAAUCAUUUUCUAAAAAAUUAUCUCACUAUGGAUUUUAUUCAUUUUCUUUGAUAACUAUUCUUUGCAUUUUUUAACUUGAAAGAUGCUUUGCAUUUGCACUGAAUAUGAGCACCUACUUCCAGUUAAAGAUUUGGAUGGUGUCAGACCUACUCUAGAUGCAAAAUUGCUAAAUUCCCUUUUAGUGCCAAAAUAUGAUUAUGAAAUCUGAUGUCUAUCAUAUGGGUAAUUAUUCUUCAAUAAACCCAAGAUGUACAAAAAGUGUUACAUUUCUGAAAAUGUGCUCCAGAAAAGAUAGUUCAUGAUUUUGAUAAAACCCUUCUUCACUUUUUACUAAACAAGUAUUUCUUAAACUUUUUAAGUCAGCAGUACCCUUGCAAUAAUAGACAAUCCCUUUACAGUGGUAGACAAUUUUUACCUUUUACUUUUUAAGCAAUUGAUUUCAGUGUCAGGUUUGACAUAAAUAGCCUUGUCAGGACUCCUUAAAUUAUUUGUUUGUUUUAAAAAAAUUUGUACCAAACAUCAGUCUUAUAAAAUUUAAUUUUUUAUACCAACUCAGUAUUUCUAGUGAAUUAAAAUUAUGGUUUUAUACAUUGUAUUGUAUAAGAUAUUUCAAAGCAUAAUUUACAUAGAACAACUGCUAAUAUUUUUCUCCUAGUAUUUCAAAAUCCUUUAUAGACAUUCAUGGACUCCUGCACCACCCUGUGAGGUAGGUAGGUCGAGUUAUCAUCUAGAGUCUCUGCAGGGACUGCUGCCACAGCAGAAUGGUUGUUUCUAAGACAAAGGUCAGAAAAAGGAUGUUAAUAAACAACCCUCAGGUUUAAGGGACUUUUUUAGGAUUACAUCUUAAAUUCCAACAAAUCAGAUUUAGGAGUUACUGAAAGUGAAAUUGAUCCAUCCCUCAUCCAAACUUUGCAAUACUUUCCUGUUCUGACAUCAUUUAGAUAGUUAGCUGUAUUAUCAGAUUAGAAACCAUUGUACCAGGCUGCUGAAAGGAAAAGGAGGCAAAAAGCUAAACAUGGGAUGAAUUCUGAACCUUUUAACCUGGCUGAAGUACGUUGGUCCCUGUUAUGCAAAUACCUUCAAUCCUCUGCUAAGUUCAGUGGAAAUAAUUUUCUUGAAUGACAGGUUUAUUCAGCAAGGAUUCAGUUGGUGAUUAAUCCCCCUUUGAUCUAGGGUAUUUCACUUAACUACCAGUUACCUCGUUCUGACAAAGUGCAACUGAGAUUAGGGAGAUCACUAGAACACUACCAGUGUGUGCAUUUAUUCUCCAUAACCUUUUAAAGCAGGGGCCAAGAAUGCAAUUUAUUUUCAGUAUUUGAAGAUGUAAAAGUCCUGUCUGCUAAGUUAGAAAGUCAAUUGAAUACCAAAUGAAGUUUAUUUCUUAUGUAAUAGAACAAACAUUUCUUUUUACUUUGCCUAACAAUGAUUUUAGGAAACAUAGGCUUUGAAGAAAGAAGAAAGACUACAUUCUAAGUAUAUCUUCUGUUUCAUAUCCUAGAGUAUAUACUUAGUGGCCCUGAGAUAACCCAAAAAUCAAAGAAGUGGCUACAACUUAGGCUGAGAAAAUGCUUCUCUUUUAUUAAACUGCACAGUUUCUCCCCAUCCACCCCCAUUAAAAAAGUGUCAUGGUAUGUAGUAAAGAAAUCCAAUUGGGGAGAACAUGUCGUAAUGCAGAAUCAUUCAUCUUAAGACUUUUGAUUUCAAAGCUUUAUUUAACUUUAUCCUUUCUUGAGGAAAAAGAGGUUAUUAUGUUCCCAUCAUGUUUUUUUUCAUAAAGAAAGGUAAAUGAUGCCAUUACAGAAAUACUUAAAACUAAUUAUUUUAAAUUAUCAAAAUAAUCAUUUUCCACAGUACUGUUUACUAUUUUACAGUUUUUUCUGCUUUUUCUCAUUUAACUGAAACUUUGAAAUAUUCCAUGAAAUUUUGCACAAUAUUUGAAGAAUAAAACUGUAAUGUGUUUCAUGGUAGAUUUCUCAAAGAAUUCCCUUUUAAAAACUAUUAUCAAUAUUAAUGUCACUGUUUAUCUUGCAGGAUGCCAAAUUUGGAGACUUGUUUCUCAAGUAUAUUUCAAGAUCCUUACAAAAAGAAACUGAUUAAUAACAGUCUUUAAAUAUUAACUUUAAUGAUUAGUUUUAUCAUUAUAGACAAAGCAUUCUUAAAUGCUUUCUAUCACUUUGCAAGUUAUGUAUUUGGAUAAUUUUUUUACAUAUUUUUUGCCUCAAACUUUUUUUUUUUUUUUGUCUUUUUAGGGCCAAAGCUGUGGCAUAUGGAGGUUCCCAGGCAAGGGGUGGAAUCUGAGCUCUAGCCACUGGCCUCUGCCACAGCCACAGCAAUGCAGGAUCUGAGCUGCAUCUCUGACCUACACCACAGCUCAUGGCAAUGCCAGAUCCUUAACCCACUGAGCGAAGCCAGGGAUGGAACCCGUGUCCUUAUGGAUACUAGUCAGAUCCCUUUCCGCUGAACCAUGACAGGAACUCCUAUCUCAAACUUUUUGAAACAGUGACUCAAGUGCAUAUCUGGAGUUCCUGUUGUGGCUCAGUGGAAACGAAUCUGACUAGCAUCCCUGGGAAAUGAAUCUCCCUAGCAUCCAUGAGGAUGCAGGUUCGAUCCCUGACCUUGCUCAGUGGGUUAAGGAUCCGGCGUUGCAGUGAGCUGUGGUGUAGGUCGCAGUCGCUGCUCAGAUCCCUAGUUGCUGUGGUGUAGGCCUGCAGCUACAGCUGUGAUUCGUCCCCUAGUCUAGGAAACUCCAUAUGGCUCAGGGGCAGCCUGAAAACAAACAAAAAGAAGUGCAUAUCUAAUUCAUGUAGGUGCCAAAUGAACAUCUCUAGUUUGAAUUAGUAACCAAACUCUUUCUAAAUAUCUUUUGAGAGCAAGUUACUUAACCAUGGCAAAACCAAGGAUCAGAAAAAUAUUAAAUGGAAGGCAGGAUCCCUUGGUGAUUUUGCUAAAAAACCUAGUAACUCUAUGCAGUAAGUUUUAAUUACUAAAAUGUUGCAAAAUAUUUUGAAAUAUGCCGUCAAAGAAUAUAUGUAAAACAUAUAUAUAGGUAUGUAUGUGUGUUUGUGUAUAUGUUUGUUAGAGUGUCCAACUUGGUGAGUUUCCAUAUGAAAUAUUUCAUUAUAAGUUAGAAGAAGAAAAUUUAAAGUCAAAUAUUCAUUCCCGUUGUGCUGCAGCGGAAACGAAUCUGACUAGGAACCAUUAGGUUGCCAGUUUGAUCCUUGGCCUUGCUCAGUGGCUUAAGGAUCCGUUGUUGCUGUGAGCUGUGGUGUAGGUCAAACAUGGCUUGGAUCCCGUGUUGCUGUGGCUGUGGUGUACACUGGCAGCUGGAGCUCUGAUUUGACCACUAGCAUGGGAACCUCCAUAUGGUGCAGAUGCGGCCCUAAAAAGACAACAACAACAACAAAAUUCAGGUAUCUUCCCUCCAAACAAUGUUAGUUGAUAGUAAUGAAGAGGUGCAUAAAAUGAUUAUUGCCAAAGAACUCUUGAGGGUACUCUACAAAAUGGUUAAAAUUCUUUUGAGCUUGAGCUGAAAGCUUUUCUACUAGCUUCUAAGUGUUUUCACCAACUAUUUUGUGGUUAUAACAUUAUAAUCUAUAUGUAGCCUGGAGCAGUGCAAUGCCUUAUCUGUAUUACUAGUUUUCUGCCUUGUAAGCAGGUUACUCUGAGGUCCUGGUUGAUUUUUCUAAGGCCUUGGCUAAGCUGUGUAAUUGAUGGCAGUGUGGUAUUAGUAUAUGAUGCUCAGCAUUUACAGAUUGAUGGAUGCCUUGCAAUGGAAACCACCUGCUGAAUUGUUUUUCCAGUAUGAUGUGAAAAGUUGUCUAUCUUAUUACUCCAUUAAACGUUUAAAAUCAAACUAUGUUUCCUCUAAAUGUGUUCUUAAAUGAUAGUUUCUCUGGGGAAAAAAGUGAUUGUUUGGUUAACACACUAUUAAUAAAUGAAAACAAAAAUUUAUUGUUUUUUAUCCCUCUUAAAUUUUUACUUUUUCUUUCAAGGGACUUGAGUGCCCUCUGCAGGUUAUAGAGAUAACUAAUGACUAUAUAUAUAUAUGUAUAUAUUUUUUAAUGACUAUAUUUUUUAAACCCUGUGAUUGUUUUCCCUUUUAGAAGCAUAGCCUGGUAAGUGUGAUCAAUUUUAUUUAUAUUAACUUUGUUAAUUUGCCAGUGACUGAACCAAGAGUUUAUUUUCUUUGCCAGCUUUAUAGUUUUGUUUAGUGUGAAGAAUAUCAUUGAAUUUUCCAAAGCACUUAGUUGGUACUCGUUAAAUGUUAAAACUAUAGUAAUACACGUUCCCUCAUAGCAGGUUGAGAAAACAUUCAGCUAUUUUGAAAUGUAUUGAAAACAUGAAGGAUAACUUGAUUAUUUCCCAUUACACUUUAGAAUAUUAUACAUUGGAAUAAACAAGCCUUUUCCAAUAUGCAUCAUGUAUUUUUUUUUAAUUACAGGAGUUCUUAAUCUUGUUGAUGAAUGAUGACUGUGUUCAAGCUCAAAAAAAUAAGGCUACGUCGUCGUAGAAUUUCUUUAAACAAAGUUAAGACUGAACAGAGAGUGCUUUGGAAUUGUUGCAUAGGUCUACUAACUAGAAAGAGUAUCUCUAUUUGAAGAACAAAAGGCAAAGUUUUCAUAUGUGAGUCAUUCGUUUCGCUGCAGCCGUACUUUCUCAACAAGUUUCUAAAGGAUAUGGGAAUUCAUUUUGUAUAUGAAACUAUAGACUGGAGCACCAGUGGUACUUCUGAUUCACUUAAAGCUGCCAGGGAAACUGAAUAUGAUGAGAACAAGAGGAAUGACUGGAUCAAAUUAAUAGAAACAGAUCUUUUUGCAAGCCACAUAAUGAUCCUGAUCAUCAGCCUUGAAAAGUAAAUUAGAACAAGCAAAUUGCUGUUGAAAAAUUCUUUCAGCACUCUGCUGUUGCUACUCAGCUAGUCAUGGCUCAGCCAGAGGCAAGGAAAAAAUGCAUUCAGUUUUGCAUUAACAAAGGAAACAUUAUUAAAGUGAAUGUUUACAUUGUGUUUACUGAAGUGUUCAAAGAAUAUUUGUUGCAUCUUCAAGGAACCUGCUGUUCUCCUAUUACGUGCAUGAGUGAUAAUAAAAAUGAGUCAUUUGUAUAUUUUAGAAAAAUAAAUAAUAUUUAACUUAGGUGUUCCUGAGCUAUCUUGACAAUAUUUAAGUGCCAAUCUUAAUACUUUCUCUUUUGAAGAUUUUUGUCACUGGGAAAAAAGUUAUGCUAAUUAAAACAAAAAAAAAACUCAUUCACUUAAAUUAUUGCAAUUAUUUCCAAGUGCGUUAUGUAACUUUCCUCCGAGAAUCUACAAUGCAACUGAAAAUAACUUUUUAAACAAAAAAAAUUGUGAAAUUACUUAAAUGAGUGUGUAAUUGAAUAUAUAACGUGCAUUGGAGAAACAGCUUGAUAAUUGUGAGAGCUUUUGUGAGCUAUGUUUGUCUUGAACUACUUCAUAGAAACUCAGUUGAGGAUUAAACAAGACAGCAAUUGAAAGCAGGCAUGCCAGUCUGGCAUUUAAAAAUUUAAUAAGUAUUAUAUAUACUGUAAAUUUGUAGGAAAGUCAAUAAUUAAAAAUUCAGAAAAAAUUAGCUUUCAUCUGUGGAAAAUGAACAAUUCAAAUCACUUUUAUAUUUUAGAAGUAGAAAUGUAGAAUUUAAUAGGGAUUUAAGUACCAUACUUUACUUGGUCUCUUAGCAGGUGUUAUUGAAUACAAUUCAGUAUUCUAUAAUCUCUUAUGGAUUGACUAAUUUUUGAAGAAUUGUUUUCUUAUAUACACCAAGAUGACAACUUGUCAGUCUUCUGCAUCUCAGCCUAAAGAUCUUUUCUGUCACACUUAGAAGGAUUAUUAUCCCACACUAUAAGCUCUUGAGAACCUCUUUGCCAGGUAUUUUAUUACCUUUUUUAUAAUAUAUUUACAGAGCAUACAUAUUAAAAUAUAGAAAUAAUUGAAAAAUUACUUAAUUUAUGAGUUAAACUGAGUAUUUUUAUAUUUAAAAUGAAGAUUUUAUUUAACAUUUUCUUAAGGAACUCCAAUCUAAUCCAUAAUCUAAAAAAAAGAAAGAAAGAAAAGUGAAUUGAAAAUAAAGCAAAUGCUGAACUUCUAACUCUGCUUUUGCUAAGGAAAUAACGGGAGAAGUGGUUAGUAAUGUUUACAGCUUGUUAAUGGGUAGCAGCAAGAAGACUUUUUAAGAAAUGUGAAUAUAAGUAGUUUCUGUCCCAUAAUUAACAUAUUUCCCGCAUACUAAAAUAGUACAUCAUUUUAUUUAAUGUAAAAGGCCUAAACAAAGUUGAAUGUAAAGUAUGAUUUGUAUUCAGAAAUUUCUGAGCAAUCCACUUGAAACUGAGAUCUUAGUUUAAUCAAUAAAAAACUCCUAAUAAUAAACUUACUGCACUACUAUUAUAGGCCACCCUAGAACUAGACACAAAGACAAAAAAAUAGUACCCGAUUUUGAAUGGUACAUUUUAACUCCUGCAGUGUGUUAGCAUUGUAAUAUGGAAGAUGACUUCUCUAUAUUAUUAGUACAGAAACUGUCCAAAGAGGUAUGAUGGUUGAAGUUCACCAGGCAGAUGAAGGAUGGGCAUCCAAGAGACAAGGUCAUAUCCUCCCAUAGGUCUCUGCCUCUGACAAAGAGAACCCCAGAAAACUGAACAUCCAGUAUAGCAGGACGGACAUGCAAGGGAAUAUUUCUUUGCUUCCAGACGUUUGAUAUUUGGAUAUUUAGAUAAAUGCAAAUUUCUAAGGAAAGUAAUUAUUUAAUUUCCACCUGAAUAUACAAAUACGAGUGCAUUCCUACAGACUUAAAUAUACACUCCUACACUCUGUCUCCCCUCUUUGCCUCCUUUCGUUGCUAUUUGAAUGUGUGUUCGCCUGUACUCAUAAGGAACUUAGCCCUGCAUUAUCAAUGAAGAAAAUAUAAUGAUGUAUGAAUAGGAUUAUAUAGAAAAUAUAUAUAUGAAAAACAUAUAAUCUGUUGAUAUGCUUAUAUAUGUAUUAAACUCAUUCAAUUGAUGAGCUAAAAUUUUUAGUUCACAUCCAGUAGAAAUAUCUUGGAACACAUUCUUAGUCUUGUUUCAUUUGCAUAUAUACAUCCACAUACAUGUACAAGUGUAUGUAUGUAAGUAAAUCAAAAAUGUAAUCUCUAGAGCCCUGCUCUUACAUAUUAAUUUGCAGACCUUACCCCACCUCCCACACCAACAGUUUGAACUUCUUGAGGACAAUUCGUCUUUACCUCUUUGUAUUCUCAGUGCCACCCAAAACAAAAGAAGCUUAGUCUUGAUUCACUAACAUAGCAAAAUGCUAAAUAUGUAAUAAAGCAGAUUGUCCUCCCACCUAAGACAAAUCAAUGAUGUUGAAUGAUUUUGGUUUUGCAUGUGUAUAUAAAAAGUCCAUUGUGCAAACAGUGGUUUGGUCCACAUUCAGCACAGGUGAUUUCUGCCCUGUGAUUGCCAUCUCUAACACUAUUUGGAGAAUUUGAUGUUGUUUAUGACACUGCUCUUCAGACACAUUGCAGAAUUUUGGCUCAACCUGUUAGGCUAGCAACAGCCAAGGCCUGCAGUUGCCGCCCAUCAUAGGACACAUUCUUUGCAGUUAUGCUUUAGUGAACCUUAAAGCAUUUGGCACUCUCAUCCUAGAAAUUCCCUUCUGGAGCUCCCUCUGCAGGGGCUUUGUGAACUCCCCACUAGACCAGAGUCGAUUCUGAUUUUGUUCAGUAUAAUAUGACCUGAUAUGCUCCAACUCUCCUCACCAUGUAAGGCUACAGCUUUCAGUGAGUCCUGUGUACUGAUGAGACAGAGCUGCCAGUAUCCAAGAAUUCCAAGUGAUUAUUUUGAACAUUUCCAUUUAUCGUAAAGGCAGAAUGGAAUAGAGGAAAUAUACAAUCUUUGAAGCCAUAAGGCCUGAUUUCAAAUCCCAGCUCUGCCAUUUACAAGCUGGGUGGUCCUGGGUAAACUACUUAACCUCUGCGGUCUUCAUUUUUCCUCCAAGCUUCACAGAGUUAUUGUGAGCAUUGAAUGAUACAAAGUUCUAAGUCCAUGGGUAUUCAGUUAGUGUUCAUUGCCCUCCAUAUAAAAGAUUAAAAAUGUCCUUUUCAUGCAACUGUCUCUGCCUAUAAUUAGACAGUUAUGCCUUCAGACUUUCAAAAUUAUAUGAAUUGUUCACUUGGCCUUGAUUUUUUAAUAUUCAGCUGUUAUGUUAUAUUGCAUAAAUGCCUAUACCAUGUUUGACUAGGGCUUUGGGAGUAAAUAAAAUGGCUGUAGCAUUGA